GAGUAUAAUGCAUUAGCUUUACUAUAAAUUUCAAUGAUGUCGUCUAAUGAAAUAAUGUCAAAGAAUGAGCAUAAAUAGAUACUGUAAAGAAAUCAGUUUUAGCAUUCAUAUUACAGGCAGGCAUAUAUACUAAUUUUAACACCUGAUUGGCCAAGCAAAUAUUUGGAGAAAAAAAAUUUUGCUUAGGCCUACAAUGACUGUCCAUAUACAAAAAAUUCUCAUAGUAAUUUAAAAAUAUGCCUUAAUGCCCCCACUUGAAAUUCUGAUUAAGAAAAUAUUGCUAUUAUUCAAAACAUGGGAGGAUGAGUACGAAGACAAGUGUGAGUAACAUUAAUAACAACGUCUUAUUUCAGUGGUUUUUUAGCCCCAUUAAUUCACCAAAAUCACUUUGCAUGCACACAAAUAAAUUAACAUACAGGAAACAAAAUACAUAUCUGUACCCAUAAAACCUAAUAUAUACCUUUUUUAAAAAAUAGAUUUAUAAUAUUUAACUUUUUUUAAGGUAGGCUUAAUAUUUAAAAUGGAUGGUUUAUUUUCAAUUGGAGAAGAAAUUCAGUUUUCUGACGAGGAUGAGGAACAAAAUGGUGUUGUAGGUCAUGAAUCUGCAAACCCAAUAGCAACCACAAAUAAUGAAUCUUCUCUUCAUUUCGAUGAUAGUACAAGCUCUUUAAAAGAGAAAAUGAUGCCAGAAAAAAGUCAGAAGCUUUAUUCUUUUAAUUCAGAUAUAAAUAGACAGAAAGAUUUACCUGAAGAUUUGUUUACUAAUGAAAGUGAUGAUUUCUUUUCACAAAUUGAUAUACCAUUACUUGGAAGCAAGUGUGUUAAAUCAUCUAACAGCAGCUUACAGAAUAAAUGCAGAGAUAUGUUCAGAAAAUCUGUAUGCAAAAAUAUUAUUAAUACUGUCUCACAUAAUAAACCCACUUCAAGUGAAGUGCAUAAUAGUGACUUUUAUUCAAUUCCAUUUAAAAAAAAGUUCAAACUUUCAAAUUCAGUUGAUGUAGAAAGAAAUAAAGAGCAGAAUGUUUGUUUCAGCCCCACAGUGUCCAGACUUUGUUCGCCUUAUGUUAAAAACAAAGCUGCUAAGCCUUCAAAAGAUAUGUAUUCAUUGGACACAAGAAAAAAAGUAACCGAUGUUAAUGAAAAAGAAAAACCUGUAAGAAAGUCCUCAAGAAAGCAAAGGAAAUUUCCUGGGCCUGCAGGUGUUUUGCCAAAAAUAAACAACAUGAAUAAUAUAAAUUUGUUAAAGUCUCCAGAACACUCAGGAAAACAGAGAUGUUUAACUCCCUGUACGCCAAAAACUCCUGUUCCACCUUUGUUAACGUCUUCGCAAGAUGAUGAUUUUUCACAGUCAACCUGGCAAGAAGUCCUUUUUUAUACAAGAAAUACAUUUCCACAAACAUCCAUUGUUAAAAUAGCAUCAGUAAUAAACAAAGCUAAUAAGAAUGAAUUAAUAAAAGGAAAAGUUGUUUUGCUUUGCGCUUUGAUAAAAUCAUUCUCAAUAACUGGCUCCUGUGGUAGAUUAUUGUUAAAAGAUCCUACUGGUGAAAUAGAUGGAACUGUUCAUAAACAUGUUUUGGAAGAGUUUGAGCCUGUGCUUAAACAAGGAAGUGGCAUUAUUUUAAAAGAUGUUUCAGUUUUUAGUCCAUCUCCAAAAAAACACUAUGUUAACGUGACUCCAGUAAAUAUUGUUCAUAUUUUUGCCACAAAUGCAACAGAUAGUCUAAAUCAUACAUAUCUUGAUUUCCAAGAUGAGAAAGAAAACAGUUAUUGUAGCCGUCUGUUUUCUCAAGACAAUAGCAACAGAGAAAUAUCUGAUCAAGCUAGUUAUAUCAACCGUGAAAUUGAAAAUAUGCUGGAUGAUGAAUUUGAAAACUUUUUUUCGGAUGACAUUGAUUUAGCUGGAGAAAUGUAAAUUUGUUUUCAUGUAAAUAUUUGUAUAUAUGUUAUAUUAUUAUAAAAUUAUAUUUUUACUGUGUUGUGUUAAGUUUUUAUCAUUUUUAUCUGUGCUUUAAAAUUAUUUUUUUUAAUUAUGUA
This is a messenger RNA of Hydractinia symbiolongicarpus, 2034 nucleotides long. RefSeq lists its product as uncharacterized. The coding region runs from base 521 to 1912 and encodes 463 amino acids. The transcript has a single exon. Lineage: Eukaryota; Metazoa; Cnidaria; Hydrozoa; Anthoathecata; Hydractiniidae. Gene Ontology annotation, biological process: recombinational repair. The record is from RefSeq and is a predicted model, not a curated record.